Seriola dumerili (greater amberjack) is the source of this 1635-nucleotide messenger RNA. RefSeq names its product WD repeat domain, phosphoinositide interacting 2 (gene wipi2). Gene Ontology annotation, molecular function: phosphatidylinositol-3-phosphate binding; phosphatidylinositol-3,5-bisphosphate binding; protein binding. The record is from RefSeq and is a predicted model, not a curated record. Bases 131 to 1414 code for a protein of 427 amino acids. Gene Ontology annotation, biological process: protein localization to phagophore assembly site; nucleophagy; protein lipidation. Gene Ontology annotation, cellular component: cytosol; phagophore assembly site membrane; extrinsic component of membrane. The transcript has 12 exons. Lineage: Eukaryota; Metazoa; Chordata; Actinopteri; Carangiformes; Carangidae.
CACUACAGUAGGGCCAGGGAAGAGAGAUGGCUCCGUGAAGCUCCACACUUCUGGUCCUCACCACAGUUGUAAUCCCAGCCCGACUGCUGCUAUUUCUACCGGAGCUUUAUAUGUCGAUGUUGCCGAGCUCAUGAACUUGGCUAGUCAGAGCGGGGAUGCUGGCGGCAGCCAGCUCCUCUUCGCCAACUUUAACCAGGACAACACGUCCUUAGCUGUUGGCACCAAAUCAGGAUACAAGUUUUUCUCCCUGUCCUCUGUGGACAAAUUGGAGCAGAUAUAUGAAUGUACGGACACGGAGGAUGUGUGUAUCGUGGAGCGUCUGUUCUCCAGCAGCCUGGUGGCCAUCGUCAGCCUGAAGGCCCCCAGGAAACUCAAAGUCUGUCACUUCAAGAAGGGAACCGAGAUCUGCAACUACUCCUAUUCCAACACCAUACUGGCCGUCAAACUCAACAGACAGAGGCUGAUCGUGUGUCUGGAGGAGUCGCUGUACAUUCACAACAUCCGAGACAUGAAAGUGCUUCACACCAUCAGAGAGACUCCACCCAACCCUUCAGGACUGUGCGCCCUUUCCAUCAGUAAUGAUAACUGCUACCUGGCGUAUCCAGGCAGCGCUACAAUAGGAGAAGUUCAGGUGUUUGACACAGUCAACCUGCGAGCGGCUAAUAUGAUUCCAGCCCACGACAGCCCGUUAGCGGCGCUGGCUUUCGAUGCCAGUGGAACCAAACUGGCCACAGCCUCAGAGAAGGGCACAGUCAUUCGUGUCUUCUCAAUCCCAGAGGGACAGAAGCUCUUUGAGUUUCGGCGAGGAGUCAAGAGGUGUGUGAGCAUUUGCUCGUUGGCGUUCAGUAUGGAGGGCCUGUACCUGUCGGCCUCCAGCAACACAGAGACGGUCCACAUCUUCAAGUUAGAAACGCAGAAGGAGAAGUAUGUGCCUGCGGAGGAGCCCACCACAUGGGGAGGGUAUCUGGGCAAGGUCCUGAUGGCGUCCACCACCUACCUGCCUUCCCAGGUCACGGAGAUGUUCACCCAGGGCCGAGCCUUCGCCACCGUUCGCCUGCCCUUCUGCGGACACAAGAACAUCUGCGCCUUAGCUGUGAUUCAGAAGAUUCCCAGAUUGUUGGUUGCAGCAGCUGAUGGUUACCUGUAUCUCUACAACCUGGAUCCACAGGAGGGAGGGGAAUGCACACUUAUGAAGCAGCACAGGUUAGACGGCAGCGCUGAAGCACCCAAUGAGAUCCUUGAGCAGGGGUCACAUGACCGCCCACUUGUGGCCCAAACCUAUAGUGCUGCAGUCACUAAAGGUUACUGCGAAGAGCAGGGCGCUGUGGGGGGGGCGGGCCUCGAAGAUGACCUCAAUGACUUGCGCUUGGAGGAAGAGAACGAGCAACCGCCGCUCAUCCUUGAAACUGACUGACGAACUGCGAACGGCCGUACCCACCAAUCAGAGGGCUCCUCUGGUGCUGCUAUGAACAUGUGACACAUGGGGGGGCAGGGGCAGGAUCAAAGACCAGGGGGUGUUUUUUUAAAACGCUCAAAGCGUUCAAGAGCCUGUCUGUCAGUCAGUCUGUGCGUUCGUCUGUUCACAUCCAUGUCCGUCUUUUUUCUCCCCUCCUUCCCUCCCCCGCCCCCUCACCC